This is a messenger RNA of Lachancea fermentati, 1725 nucleotides long. The record is from the annotation of a GenBank genome assembly. Lineage: Eukaryota; Fungi; Ascomycota; Saccharomycetes; Saccharomycetales; Saccharomycetaceae.
AUGUCCUUGGGACGCCUGAUAGCCAAGGGAUCUAAGAGGCCUGUCUUUCAUAUUACCACACCGAUUUUCUAUCCGAAUGCGAAGCCACAUUUAGGCCAUCUGUAUUCAAGCCUCUUAUGCGAUACCACUCGGCGUUGGUAUGAGCUACUAGGUUAUGACACUCUUUUCACCACAGGGACCGACGAACAUGGCCUCAAGAUACAACUCGCUAGUGAAAAGAAUAAGUUUUCGUCUCCAAAAGAUUUCGUCGACGUUCUGUAUCGUGAAUUCACCAAACUAGAUCAACAGGCAAAUAUCAAAUACUCGCGCUUUAUAAGGACAACCGACCCAGAUCAUAUUGAAAACGUAAAGAAACUAUGGACACUAUGCUGGGAAAAGAACUUCAUAUACAAGGGGACUCACAAUGGCUGGUAUUCCGUUUCAGACGAAACAUUUUAUCCGGACUCUAAAAUUGUACAAGUUACGAAAGAUGGACAUGAAAUUAGCAUUAACAAUCCUAAUAUAGAUAAGCUGGGGAAAUUUAUCAAUACAGAAACUCGAAAUGAGGUUAUUUUCCAAUCAGAAACAAAUUAUUUCUUCAAAUUAUCGCAUUUUAGGGACCAGCUUGUCAAGCUCAUAGAGCAAGAUGAUCCCAACUUUAUUUUCCCUCCGUCAAGAGCACGUCAAAUCUUGAGAGAAUUGAAAGGGUCUCCGCUAACUGACUUGUCUGUUUCAAGACCAUCUUCACGUAUUAAAUGGGGUAUUGAUGUGCCUCAAGAUCCAACUCAGAAGAUUUAUGUGUGGUUUGAUGCAUUGUGCAAUUAUAUCACAUCCAUAGGGGGGAUUGACGCAAUUCUUUCAGAUUCCACGGCAAUGGUGAGGCAUGGUAGUGUAACGAGUAUUCAUCAACCAGCACAGUGGUGGCAGAACACUACUCAUGUGAUUGGUAAAGAUAUCAUCAAAUUCCACACUAUUUAUUGGCCAAGUUUUCUUCUGGCAGCUGGAUUGCCUUUACCUAAGCAAGUAGUUGUUCAUAGCCACUGGCUCUCUGGUGGAGUGAAAAUGAGCAAAUCACUUGGAAACGUUGUCGACCCAGAGGAAAUGAUUCAAUACUACGGUUCUGACACCAUGAGAUGGUUUCUUUUGGAAAAUUCUCAACUUGAUAUUGAUGGAGAUUUUAACGAGAAACGCCUGCAUGCUACAAGGGAGCAGCUUGUAUCCAAAUGGGGUAAUCUAAUCAAUCGCUGCUGCGCGAAGAAGUUUGAUUUGCAUCGGGCAGUGGAUACUUUUGCUGGGAAAACGACCUACGCAGAGAUAGCUACAGAGCUUCUCAAUGAACAGCAGAGAGAUCUUUUUGUCAAACUAAUGGAACAAAGUAAUGAUCUAGUAGAAGUGUUCCACGAAAAAUUCACCAAAUUUCAUACGAAUGGUGCACUUAAGGUUGCAUGGAAUCUUUUGAAUGAUACUAAUCAAUUUGUUCAAAUAUCCGAACCAUGGUCCAAGUCGGAGAGCACUCAAGAUUUCGUCAUUUUCACUGCCAUUGAAGUGUCAAGAAUUCUAUCUAUUUUAUGCCAACCCGUUAUUCCUGAGCUUUCUAACAGCUUUCUUAACCGGAUCGACAUUUCGCUUAAUCGAAGAACUAUCGACUACGCAAAAUUUGGAUUCGACCAUGAAUAUGGGGGGGACGCUAAUAAGAGGGGCAGGGAUGUUCCUUUGAAAAGAAUUCCUUAUAGAAUUUCAGUAUAA